UUUGAUAUCCAUGUGAUGAGUGUUUAAUCUUUAUCCUUCGAAAAUAUUUAAUUGAAUCCACCUGUCGCCAUGGGUAUCCUGGGCCACCACAAUCUCGACCCUGUCGCCGAGCCUAUCGCCAUAUUUGAACAAUUUGUCGCGAAGGAGCCGCAGACAUUAGUCCUAAGAGAAAAGGUGCUCUCCGUCUCUGGGGAUAGCUUCGAAAUCAAACUAGCAAAUGGUGAGACAUUUCUAAAAGUGCAAGGAGCCUGGGUAUCACUUUCUGGUCGCAAGAAGGUCGAGGAUGCCCAUGGCAAGCACCUGUUUGAUAUUGUCAAGGAGCUUUUACAUAUCCAUUCGACCUACGCAAUCGAAGACACCCAUCACAAGAAGAUUUGUGAGGUCAAGAGUAAUCUCAGAUUGCUCGGCUCCAAAGCCACUGCCAGUUUCACUGAUAGUAACGGCAAGGCAGUGACUCUCAGUAUGAAAGGAGGCUGGUUCGAUCGUACUGCCGAUAUUGUCGACAAUAAAAGCGGCCAAACUGUGGCUCGCAUUGACCGGAAGCUGCUUAGCGGCCGCGACCUUGUGUUUGGCCAGCAGACCUACGCCGUUGUUGUGGCACCUGGUGUGGACGCAGCACUGAUCGCCGCCUUGUGUAUUUGUUUUGAUGAGAAGAACAAUGAGGAACGAGGCGAAUAGUAACACUGGCAUCCGGUCAAAGGGUUAUACCUGAGGCAUUAGAAUAUGGCCUAAGGCACCCACGGAGUUAGUUAACUGUCAUUUUCCUGAAUCCUGAACUAAAAGGUUGAGCUGCCUGAUUGUAAAAGAGGUAUUACCUUGAUCGAAAAAAUAUAUAUUCCAAUUUGAAAAAAAUCGUAUCGACACUCAAGUUCAAGCGAGAUUUCAAUGAAGUCGACAUGGACGAGAUUUCUG
This is a messenger RNA of Penicillium samsonianum, 912 nucleotides long. RefSeq names its product LURP-one-related/scramblase family protein. NCBI's taxonomy places the organism in Eukaryota, Fungi, Ascomycota, Eurotiomycetes, Eurotiales, Aspergillaceae. The transcript has 2 exons. The coding region runs from base 70 to 678 and encodes 202 amino acids. The record is from RefSeq and is a predicted model, not a curated record.